AUGGGCUUGCCUCUUGGACCUCUCCUAGCUGAAAUAUUCAUGGGCAAGCUGUCGAAAUUUCAACUAAGUGGGCAGAUCCACAAGGUAAAACACUAUGGCCACUACGUUGAUGAUAUCUUCGCGAUCGCCGCAAACGAAACCGACGUAGACGUACUCUUAAAUGCAGUCAACGAAGCACGCACAUCUAUUAAGUUCACACUGGAGGUGGAAAAGGAAGGUUCGCUUCCGUUCUUGGACGCCCUCCUUAGUCGCAAACCUGAGCCCCUUUUACAACUAUAUUCUGCGUGUGACUCACUGAUGCAUCUGUUGCGAGCUCACGAGUAA
Messenger RNA from Dibothriocephalus latus, 324 nucleotides. Lineage: Eukaryota; Metazoa; Platyhelminthes; Cestoda; Diphyllobothriidea; Diphyllobothriidae. The record is from the annotation of a GenBank genome assembly.